Molecule: messenger RNA, 2377 nt
Organism: Heteronotia binoei (common prickly gecko)
Lineage: Eukaryota; Metazoa; Chordata; Lepidosauria; Squamata; Gekkonidae
Gene: FAM114A1
Product: family with sequence similarity 114 member A1
Exons: 14
Coding region: 1-2085 (694 amino acids)
Source: RefSeq, a predicted model, not a curated record
AUGCUGCAGGGACUAGAGGUCAUUUGUGGGUGGGCAGGGACGCAGCCCCGCAGAAAAACCAUCAGCAGUGACGCGGAGCGCCGCCUCCUGCUCCUCUUUCCCGCGAGUGGGGGAGAAGGGCCCCGAAGGCCUUUUUUGCGCUUCCCGCCUUUUCCCCCUCUUCUCGCCCAAGUUUGCCAUCAACACUCACGAGGCGAAGGCGAGGCCGACAUCAUCGUAGCGGGCACAGCUGGAGGACCUGCUGCUGCUGCGGGCGGGAAUAAGUUUCAAGGGCUGAGGAGAAGGGCCGGGCAUCGACCGGCGAGGCCCGCCCCUCUCGGCGCUUCCCUCCCGCCUCUCCAGCCUGUGCCGACGUGGCCGGGCGGAAAGAGGAAAGUGCAGCCGCCGCCGGGGCCAGGGGACGGGCUCAGCCUCAGCUGCUCUCUGCGAAUUUUAAAAAUGUCUGGCGAUACUCAAGAUGCAACAAUUAAAGAGGAAAACAGAGAAAUACUGGAACCAAGAAGUAACAUUUCAGCCUUUGCCACAGAGAUACAGAGAGAAAUACACAGAGAAACAGUAGUACCAUCGCAUCAUGAAAAGGAAGUUUCUGAAUGCUCAGGCAACAGACAGGAAGGGGACUUGGCCACAUCGGGGCAUCCUUUGAAUGAGGAAUGCUGUAGCGAAGACAUAGCCGAGAUUGAUCCUGGUGAAUGCAGCGAGACUGUCAGCCUCCAACCAGAACCUGAAUCUGAAAUACUGAACGAACAGAGUUGCCCAGAUGUGGAUUCACCACCUAAAGGGAGCAGAUGGACAACUUGGGGAUCGUGGGGCAGGUCCCUACUUUCAACAGCAUCUGCCACAGUUGGGCAAGGAUUUACAGCAGUUAAGGAAAAAGCAGCUACCCUUGGACUUCAUGGCCCUUCUCCUGACCCCUCUGAUGAUCCUCCUCUUGACACAGAUGAAAGCUCCGUCACAGACUCUGAGGAGAUGAUGCAGGAAACCUCCUUAGACAACACACCCUUGUCUUCAUCUCCUUCAGGCUCCCGUGGAGUGUUUUCUACCCUCUCUAGUGCAGUGCAGAAUACUGGUAAGAGUGUCUUGACUGGUGGACUUGGUGCUUUGGAAUUCAUUGGCAAGAAAACUAUGAACGUCCUGGCAGAAAGCGAUCCUGGAUUUAAGAAGACCAAAACACUGAUGGAAAGAACCGUUUCCUUAUCUCAGCUGUUGCGGGAAGCGAAAGAGAAAGAGAAGCAGAGACUCGCCCAACAAGUCACAUUUGAACGGACAGCACACUACGGGCUGCUUUUUGAUGAGUUUCAAGGUCUGUCUCAUUUGGAAGCUCUGGAAAUUCUGUCUAAUGAAAGUGAAGCCAAGGUACAGUCAUAUUUAGCAUCCCUUGAAGGGGAGGAGUUGGAAACAGCCAAGAAUGCUUUGAUUGCUAUUAAGACCAUCUUCCUUUCAGAAGAAUCAAACAAUGAGGAUGAUAAAACAAAAACAGCAGACACAGGAGAUGAGUUUGUAACUAAACUUACAGAACUGCUGUUCGAACUACAUAUUGCAGCCACUCCCGACAAGCUAAACAAGGCUAGAAAGAAAGCUUAUAAUUGCUUGGAAGAAGCCAGUCUCCCCACAUCCAUAGAAAUUCAUGAGCAUCCAGAAGAGAAUGCUAAAGAGGAAGGAGAAAAAGAAAGUGAAGAAGAGCCUCAAAUGGAAGAAUCUGAAAACAGAGAAGGAAAAACCCCAAAAACUGUAGAGGAAGUGUACAUGUUGUCUAUUGAGAGUCUUGCUGAGGUGACAGCCCGUUGCAUUGAGCAGCUUCACAAGCUAGCAGAAUUGAUUCUUCAUGGCCAAGAAGUGGAGAAGCCUGCACUGGAUCAGGCAAAAGUUCUAACAAAUUUAACAAGUGCCAUGUGCAAUGAAGUGUUAUCCUUAUCAACAAAAUUUUCUGAUUUAUUAACUGCCACUGGGAGCGACAAAAAAGCUGAGGUCCUUAACCCAAUGGUCAAUAGUGUACUAUUAGAGGGCUGUAACAGCACCACUUACAUACAGGAUGCCUUCCAAUUAUUGCUUCCAGUUCUCCAAACGUCUCAUAUCCAGACUGUUUGAAAUUACAGCAGUGACCAUCUCCCGCUUAAAAUAACCAUCAGCCUAAUCUCUUGGUUGUAUUUGUAGCCCAAAAAUAAAGCUGAUAGGCCAUGAAGGAGCCAUGUAGGAACACGAAAUGCAAUUUUGCACAUCAGAUAACACUUUUGUAUUUCGCUAAAACUGUUUAAAUGCAUUAUUACUGCAUCUUUUUUUCCAGUCCAUUGCAUUAAUUUAAGGUAAAACCAUGUUUAUUUCAGUUGUGUAUUUACUUUAAUCACUGCUGUAGUAAAUAACUUACAUUCUAAUUUGAAAA